AACAAUUUCUGUUUACUUCUGUGAAAUGAAUAAACACGUGUGAUUAAUAUUUCGUGUUUUUUUUUUCAAAUAAAUAAAUGAAAUUUAACACAAGAAGCAACAAUAUUUGGAAACUAUUAAAAGUCGAAAAUCAUCUUAUAUUAAAGUGAAAACGGAAAAAUAAAGAAUUAUGGAUACACAUGAUAUAUUUCUGCAAUUGACAAGAGGAGCACGGUUUAACUCGAAACCUAAAGCACUAGUUAAAGCGAAACAGAAUCCUGCUGUCGAAGUCCAAGAAAGUAAAGCAGCACAAUCUAUAAUUGCUGCAAAGGCAACAAACUCAGAUGAGGAUUCUGGCACGGAUGGCUUCAGUUCGGAGGAGGAAGCAGAGUCUUUUAAUUAUAUAAACGUCAAAGAUGAUGUGCAGGAAAGAACUAAAAAACCUAAAAAGACAGUCAGGCCAGAGGAACGAGAAGCAAAACUUCAAGAAGAAAUGGUGACAACGAUACGUAAAGAAAAUCUGAUUACUGUACGCGGAAAGAACAUUGCACCGCCUGUGACAACAUUUGCAGAACUAAAAAACGAUUAUGGCAUGUGUGAUCGUCUCUUGCAAAACCUCGCUAUUGCCACCUAUUCGAAACCUACACCUAUACAAAUGCAGGCAAUGCCGCUUCUGUUACAGGGGCGCAACGUUAUGGCCUCAGCACCGACGGGGUCGGGUAAAACGAUUGCCUUUCUAGCGCCCAUAAUUAAUGAUUUGCGCAAGCCGAGUAAGGUUGGCUUCCGGGCUGUUGUCUUGGCGCCUACACGUGAAUUGGCGGCACAAAUCUAUAGGGAAAGCAUACAAUUGGCACAACAGACAGCAUUAAAAAUACACUUUCAAACAAAGGCAAACAACAACAAUGAGGCUACUGGAAGUGGGAAUAAGAAAUACGAUAUACUCAUAUCCACACCGAAUCGUGUACGUUUUCUUUUGGAGCAGGAGCCACCAGCUCUACGUUUAGCGGAAGUCGAAUGGUUGGUCAUUGACGAGGCAGAUCGAUUGAUGGAGGAAGGUAUAAACAAUUUUAAAGACCAAGUCGACGUGAUUUUAGCGGCUUGUACAAAUAAGAAAAAGAAGUUGGCGCUUUUCAGUGCGACUUACACAGUGCCAGUGGCUAAGUGGGCAAUAAGAAAUCUGCCCAACUUAGCGCGUGUAAUAGUUGGUCACGAAAAUAGCGCUACGAAUUCAGUGGAACAAGAGUUGCUGUUUGUGGGGUCCGAGGGUGGAAAACUGCUGGCCAUAAGAGACAUGGUACGCAAAGGUUUGAAACCGCCCGUCUUAGUUUUUGUGCAAAGCAAGGAACGUGCCAAAGAGCUCUUCCAGGAACUGCUUUAUGACGGCAUCAAUGUCGAUCUCAUACAUGCCGAUCGUUCACAACAGCAACGUGACAAUUGUGUACGCGCGUUUCGUGAAGGACACAUAUGGGUGCUAAUCUGUACCGAACUAAUGGGUCGUGGCAUAGAUUUUAAAGGCGUCAAUCUUGUUAUAAACUACGAUUUCCCACCAUCGGUGAUUUCUUAUAUACAUCGUAUUGGACGUACGGGUCGUGCGGGCCUAAAUGGCAAAGCCAUAACAUUUUUCACACAAAGUGACACGCCAAAUUUAAGAAGCAUUGCAAAAAUUAUUAAGGAAUCUAAUGGCAAAGUGCCCGAUUUCAUAUUGGCUAUGAAGAAACAACGUAAAAGCGAAAGAAAAUGGCUGGAAAAUCAUGCGCCCAAGCGCGAGACUAUAUCAACGCGAAUAUCAAAGAAUGCGGAAAAGGCAAAAGAAAAGGAUAGUGCUGAGAAAACUGAGAAGCCAAUGACGAAAAAACGUAAAGCAAAUGCUGAAUUUGAGAAAAAGGCUGGCAAAACGAAAUUGAAUGCGAAAAAGUCUACAAAUUUAGAACCUACGGCAAACAAAAGAAUUAAAUUGAAAAAACAGUAACAAGUGCUUAGUAAUAUUUUAAAAUAAAUUCAGUGAAAUUCUUAUUUUUUAUUUACAAAUACAUACAUAUAAACAUGUGUUGAAUAAAAACGGAUGUAAAUAUGUGAAUUAUUCUUGUGCAUAAUUUCUUGAUUUAUAUUUUUGUAGGCACUUUAUGGAAAUUGCACUUAUUGUUUUUCACUUAAGAGUGUGAUUUUCUCUCCUCCCACUUACUGUACUAAUAUAGGCACAUUUAUUACAUAUUAUUAUGUCGAUAUAAAACUAACUAGCCUUACUUAAUGUAAAUAUAUG
Molecule: messenger RNA, 2239 nt
Organism: Zeugodacus cucurbitae (melon fly)
Lineage: Eukaryota; Metazoa; Arthropoda; Insecta; Diptera; Tephritidae
Gene: ais
Product: DEAD box protein 52 homolog
Exons: 6
Coding region: 170-1948 (592 amino acids)
Biological process (GO): maturation of SSU-rRNA
Molecular function (GO): ATP binding; nucleic acid binding; RNA helicase activity
Source: RefSeq, a predicted model, not a curated record